This is a messenger RNA of Rotaria socialis, 1005 nucleotides long. NCBI's taxonomy places the organism in Eukaryota, Metazoa, Rotifera, Eurotatoria, Philodinida, Philodinidae. The record is from the annotation of a GenBank genome assembly.
AUGUCAUCAAACUCAUCGAAGACAGAUAUCAUUCUAAAUUUGAUCUUAAUCUCAGCGCAAAUCAAUCGUUAUUUCUCGAUUGUUAUUCUUCUUUUCGGCACGAUUGGUAAUAUUUUGAAUUGUCUUGUUUUAUCUCAAAAAUCUCUUCGAUCAAAUCCAUGUUCUUGGCUUUUUCUUGCAUCAUCAAUUUCAAGUCUUAUCACUCUCAUUUCGGGUGUUGCAGUUCGUUUAUUGACGGGCUGGUCUGCCGAUCUAACAAACACAGUUCCAUGGCUUUGUAAAUUGCGUAUUUUUGUUCUGUUUGUUUCAAGAACAAUUGCUUCAUGGCUAAUCAUGUUGGCUACAGUUGAUAGAUGGUUUUCAUCAAGUAUCGAUGUCAAUCGUCGCCAUAUGAGUAAACUGGAAAAUGCUCAGCUGGGCACACUUCUUGUUGUGAUUCUAUCAAGUCUUGCGUAUACACAAAUAUUCUAUUGUUAUGAAGCUAAUCUUACUAAUGCACCUUUGGAAUGUUACGGACGAACAAUUUGGUGUCGUUUACUAAUCGAUUUCACAUUUGCUACAAUUGGCGUUAUCAUUCCUUCAAUACUGAUGUUGUCUUUUGGUAUUAUGACAAUUCUGAAUAUACGUGUGGUUGCUAAGCGACGUAUACAACCUGCGAGUAUUUCCAUCGAGACACAAGUUACAACGAACGGACAACAGCCACGUUGGAAGAAAUCUGAUCGACAUCUGAUUGUUAUGCUACUGGUUCAAGUUGUUCUUCUCACACUAUUCUCAUUACCACAGGUCAUCCAAAAUAUCUACGCAAACAGUACGAUGUAUUUGGCAAGACCACAAUUACAAAUUGGCAUCAACAAUUUCAUUUUCAAUCUAUUUCUACUACUCACUUAUGUAACAAAUGGAAUGCCGUUCUAUAUUUAUACAUUAGCUGGUGGAUCCAUAUUUCGAAAAGCACUUUAUAAUAUUUUAAAACAAUUAACCCAAAAGAUUUUAUGCCGAAAAGAUUAA